Messenger RNA from Paraglomus brasilianum, 355 nucleotides. Lineage: Eukaryota; Fungi; Glomeromycota; Glomeromycetes; Paraglomerales; Paraglomeraceae. The record is from the annotation of a GenBank genome assembly.
AUGGAAGAAGACUCAGCAAGCGGUGCUGAGACACCACAGAAUAGUGGAGGGACUGCUUCAUUAGCUCCUGUGUUCGAACCUAUAUUAUUACAAGAAUAUCUGGACAAACUUUUGCCUCUGUUACUCGGGGCAGAAGAGAAAGAACUUGACGCUUUAUGGCCUAUUGACGAAAAUGUAAAACUGUUACGAAAGUUUGCAAAUGAUACGUCAGUAGACGCUAUUUAUUUAUCAAAGAUACUGGAUGAUCCGUCCAUUCCUUCUCACAAGUAUACGUUGAGUCAAGAAAUAUCAUAUGGCCCAAACUAUGUUGCUUCUAUUGCCUUAAUAAAAGAAGUGCCAUCACUCGAUCCUGCCC